AUGUCGAGCUUGUCAUUCUGUAAACAAAAGUUUCGAAGAAAAAUCUCAGGAUUCGACCAAAACGCGUAUCUCGUAAUUCCGUGGCAAUCUGCCACGUCAAGAAGGUGCCUCGUUUCACUGGACUCCGCAGGAAGCGGUUGCUUUCAACCGCGCCCUAGCAACGGGAUGCGACCUCUCACUCGUUUGGCUCGGUUUUGGCACAGAGGCUUCUGCGAGAAACGAACCUCACUGGUGCUUUGGAAUGAACCCAUAGAGCGUACCGUUGUCUUGACCCUGAACCGGCCGGAACGAGCAAACGCGCUUAGCGCCGAACUUGUCGAAGAGCUCAGAACGCACCUGCACCGCGUGCUCGAGCUGGCCUCUGCUCGUCCGGUGCGGUGUGUGAUGCUUAUUCUGGCAUCAGCGCAUGAACGCAUAUUCUCUGCUGGUGCGGACUUGAAGCAACGAGCAGCCCAGAGCCCUGACCAGCAGCGCGACUUUACGCGAAGACUGCGCGAAACGCUGCAAAGCCUCGCAAAGUUGCCGUGCUUCACUGCUGCAGCGCUCCGUGGUGGUGCCUACGGAGGUGGACUCGAACUUGCCCUCGCGUGCGACUUUCGAAUCGUUCAGGAGGGCGCGAUCCUGGCACUUCCAGAAACUGGACUAGGAAUUUUACCGGGAGCGGGCGGCACCCAACGACUUCCGCGACUCAUAGGCGUUUCUCGGGCGAAGGAAGUCAUCCUUCUGGGCCGUCGACUUGACGCCCGACAGGCACACCACUACGGACUCGUUAAUGUGGUCGUUCCAGAUGCCGAUGCGGGAACAGCGGCAACGGACAACACCCUGGAGGAAGCGCUGCAACUGGCUGCUUCUCUGCGGGAGCGCAGUCCGAUGGCGCUCCAGUUGGCGAAACGAGCGAUCGAUGAGGGUAUAGAUGCGAGUUCACUCGCCCGCGGUCUAGCGAUCGAGGACAGCUGUUAUGCGGAGACGUUUGGAACCAAGGAUCGAGCAGAGGGUCUGCAAGCGUUUGUUGAAAAACGAUCUCCGCGGUUUACCGGUGAAUAA
Molecule: messenger RNA, 1044 nt
Organism: Cyanidioschyzon merolae strain 10D
Lineage: Eukaryota; Rhodophyta; Bangiophyceae; Cyanidiales; Cyanidiaceae
Product: AU-specific RNA-binding enoyl-CoA hydratase
Exons: 1
Coding region: 1-1044 (347 amino acids)
Biological process (GO): fatty acid beta-oxidation
Molecular function (GO): enoyl-CoA hydratase activity
Source: RefSeq, a predicted model, not a curated record